Messenger RNA from Dalotia coriaria, 1827 nucleotides. Its product is annotated as BSD domain-containing protein 1-B-like. Bases 211 to 1284 code for a protein of 357 amino acids. The transcript is spliced from 7 exons. Gene Ontology annotation, cellular component: cytoplasm. The record is from RefSeq and is a predicted model, not a curated record. NCBI's taxonomy places the organism in Eukaryota, Metazoa, Arthropoda, Insecta, Coleoptera, Staphylinidae.
CUGUGAAAUAGAAGCGAUCGCGCUCUUGUGGUACAAUGAAAAUAUACAACGCAAAAAAUAUGGCUGUCCGUCUGUCAUGCGAUAACAUUUUGUAAAUAAAGCAAACGUCCACAGUAGUUUUGCUUGCUGCUAACUCCUGCUUCGCGUCGCGCAAAUAAAUACCAGUGCAAUCAAUCUUUAGAGUGGACAAUUAAUGAUCAAUUAUCCACAAUGGCUGAAAGUAACAGCAGCAACAUCAACGACAGUGCCAACGACAAUUGGUUCGGAUCGUGGUUAACUGCUGCAAAGAAUAAAAGCUGUGAAGUCUUGGAGUUUGUCAAGAAGGACCUGGAGGAGUUUGGUAGUGUUGUGAAAAAUGAAGCCACCAAUGUUGUCAGUACAACUGGUAAUGCCCUAGAGAAAACUUUGAAGUUGGAUGAGCCUGAAUCAACAGUAAACACCAUGAAGAGGUCAAUAAGUUCAUUCCUAGGUCAAAUGAACGAAGUCUUAAAUCCUAGUCCAGACGAUUCCGACACUGAAGCUAUAAUGGUUGUCGAUGGACAAGAAACAGUUCCGUUGACAAAAUUACAGCAAGCGAUUUACGAACUGCAAAAAAGCGAGAGCACAUUUACCGAUGAUCCUGACGAGUCAUCAGUGAAGCAGUAUCAAUCAUGGUUGGAGAUUAUAGAUGAUGAACUUUCUGAAGAAAGGUUGAGCAGGCAUUUACUUAAGUCUCAGAUGUUGAAGGACCAAUACACCAGUCUAGUUCCGCUCAAGGUAGAACACGGCGCAUUUUGGAAGAGAUAUUUGUUUAAAAAGGCGCUCCUGGAGGAUGAUAUUGCUCGCCAGGAGGCAAUGCAGAAGCGUGAGGCGAAAGAGAAAGAAGCGACGAUAGAGAACGUUAAAUGGGAAGAAGGAACGAACAUUAAUGAUGUUGCAGAGGAGUUCGCCAAAGAUAUUGAGCUGAGUGAAGAGGAGCAGAUCCGCUUGCUGGAACAGUACGAGCACGAGACAAAGGCACGCAAAUCGUCGACGACCUCCAGUCCGUCCGAUAAAGAGACAAUAGACUCCAAAAAGGAGAUUAAAAUAAAGAAAGUGUCCCCGUCUACAAAAAUGCAAGUCUCAAAAGUCUCGAAUAAAUCAUCAAAACCAGUAGCAAAGACGAAUAAAAUCAGCACCAAGUCACCACCUAAAACGCCGAAAAAUAAACCACUCAGCGAAGAACUCGAAAACGCCAUGGAGAAGAAGCCGGCGAGCAGCAGCAGCAGCAGUACGGAUGGCGACUGGGAGAAAAUAUCGGAUUAAACGCGGGCACUGUAUGUUGAUGGAUGUUAAACCAAGUUAGUAGUUAUUGCAUUUAUACCUAUAUUUUUGUUCAAUAUUAGUCACGGUUUUACUAUUACUAGCCUAUGAUAUGAUUGCAUUCGAGUUUAAAUUAUAACGGACGAAAAUUACUUCUAAUCUAAUUAAUAAGAUUAGUUAUAUAAACGCAGAAAAAAUUUGGUAAAUGCUUUAAUUCUGAUGGUUUUCAAUUUUUAUUUUCGUGUAAUUGUUUCUUUAUAUGUUGUGUUAUGAAUAGUUCAUAUUUUAUAUUAAAUAGUGUUGAUAUUUAAUUUGUUCGAAGCCGAUAAUGGGGUUCUGAGCAGAUUGCUUCGAUUUCUAAGCGUGAUUGAACGAUAAUGGAUAAAAACAUGUUUUUAUUGAUAGAACACUCAUCAUAGUAGAAUUCCGAUUAUUAAAAAUAAAACAAAAGACUUAAAUCAUGUUCUUGAAGAUAAAAAAUACACUGUUGAUUAGAUUUAAGGUUGAAAUAAAAAUUAUAAAAUAUACGAUACUUUCCAAGCAAAA